UUUAUUAUUCAUUUACCCCAGUGUACGGAGUCAGUUUCUUCGAUACAGUGGAAACCAAACAUACCUGUAGAAAUCAACCCUGACUGGGUAUCUUAACUGCCUCAUUCUCCUACUUUCCAAUGUCAAUCACUCAGUACCUAGCAACCCCCCACUUCUACCUGCCUCACUGUCGCUCCGUUGCCACUCAACGCCUGAUUCAUCGACACCUGAAUCACCAGUUACGGCGAUACCAGUUAUCUUAUAUUUAAAUCCCACAUCAAUAUUGCGUUUUAUAAUUGUCUUCCCUUUUUUCUACUAUUAUCCCCACUAAAUCUUCAUCUGGUCGUGCGCCUGUUUGAUUUCGGUGCGCAUUGAUACUUUGGAAACUAUUUUCUAACCGUUUGGAUCUCGUAGGUCUGUUCUGAUCCGCUCAACCUUCAAAAAAAGCCUGAGCGUGCAUUUACAAGAUGGAAACCAUUCAUACCCACCCGUCUACUGCCGCACAGGCCAAGGCCUUUACCGCGCCUGGUUCUCUAUCCUUCCCUGGGGGUGCUGGUGAUCUCACCCCGCCUUCGUUCGAUGCUGAGAAGGCGAACGGCCAGAGACCCGUAAACGGCGCUCCUCAGCAGGCUGCAAACGGUACCGGGGUGACUCCCGCCACACCCGCUGCUACACCUGCGGCUGUCCAAGGAGGAAGUGGGUUGACUCCUACCUUGCAGAAUAUCGUCGCCACGGUCAACCUUGAGUGCCGGUUGGAUUUGAAGACGAUUGCCCUCCAUGCUCGCAACGCCGAGUACAACCCGAAGCGUUUCGCUGCUGUUAUUAUGCGUAUUCGUGAACCAAAGACAACAGCGUUGAUCUUUGCUUCAGGCAAGAUGGUUGUCACUGGCGCUAAGUCGGAAGAUGACUCGAAGCUUGCUUCCCGUAAAUAUGCUCGUAUUAUCCAGAAGCUCGGUUUCAAUGCCAAGUUUAGCGAUUUCAAGAUCCAGAAUAUCGUUGGCAGCUGCGACAUCAAGUUUCCCAUCAGACUUGAGGGUCUUGCUUCGCGCCAUCACAACUUCAGUUCUUACGAACCUGAGUUGUUCCCCGGUCUAAUCUACCGCAUGAUUAAGCCUAAGAUUGUUCUCCUGAUCUUUGUGAGCGGUAAGAUUGUUUUGACCGGCGCAAAAGUCCGAGAAGAGAUCUACCAGGCGUUCGAAAUGAUUUACCCAGUCCUGCAAGAUUUCCGCAAGGUCUAGAGUCUUUUUAACACGUCAACUUCAUGGUUGACACGUGCUCUUCGAGCCGCCCUUGUCACUAGACUCUUCCCUUCGGUUCCAUUCGGGAUCUGUAAAUUAACCGACUCCUUAUGAUUUUAUGAUCUUCACCUUACGAGUCACGACGUCGUCCUGGGUAGGCUAAGCCCACGGACUUUCGUCAAUUGUAUCAUUGUCGUUUUUCCACAU
Molecule: messenger RNA, 1424 nt
Organism: Daldinia loculata
Lineage: Eukaryota; Fungi; Ascomycota; Sordariomycetes; Xylariales; Hypoxylaceae
Product: TATA-box-binding protein
Exons: 4
Coding region: 447-1217 (256 amino acids)
Biological process (GO): DNA-templated transcription initiation
Molecular function (GO): RNA polymerase II general transcription initiation factor activity; DNA binding
Source: RefSeq, a predicted model, not a curated record